AUGUUAGAGGCUGAUGGGACCUUGAAACCACUGCCGAAGAAAAGCAUCGACACUGGAUUGGGGCUGGAACGGCUGGUGUCCGUGUUGCAGAACAAAAUGUCCAACUAUGACACCGAUCUUUUUGUGCCUUAUUUUGAGGCUAUUCAGAAGGGGACUGGCUGCCGACCGUACACCAGGCAGGUUGGUGAGGAAGAUGUCGAUGGCAUAGAUAUGGCUUACCGAGUCCUGGCUGACCACGCCCGAACCAUCACCAUAGCCCUUUCAGACGGGGGGAGACCCGAUAACACCGGCAGAGGGUAUGUUCUGAGGCGCAUCCUCCGACGUGCUGUGCGCUACGCUCACGAGAAGCUCAAUGCUCCCAAGGGAUUCUUCGCCACCCUGGUCGAUGUGGUGGUUCAGUCCCUGGGUGGAGCCUUCCCCGAACUGACAAAAGAUCCAGACAUGGUGAAAGAUAUUAUCAACGAGGAGGAGGUGCAGUUCUUGAAGACACUCAACCGAGGACGCCGCAUUCUCGACAGGAAGAUACAGAGCUUGGGAGACAAUAAAAUAAUCCCUGGAGACACGGCCUGGCUGCUAUACGACACGUAUGGUUUCCCUGUGGAUCUAACCGGGCUAAUUGCAGAAGAAAAGGGGUUAAGAGUUGACAUGGAGGCCUUCGAGGAAGAAAAGAAGACCGCUCAGCUGAAGUCCCAGGGCAAGGGAGGUGGCGAUGAAGAUCUCAUCAUGUUGGACAUCUAUGCUAUUGAAAGUCUCCGUGAGAGAGGUCUGGAGCCCACCGACGACUCCCCAAAAUACAACUACCGGUCGGAUCCAGAAGGCUUGUACGAAUUCGGUAACCCUGGGGCCACGGUGAAAGCUCUCCGACGGGAAAACACCUUUGUGGAGGAAGUCCAUACAGGCCAAGAAUGUGGGGUUGUACUGGACAAGACCUGCUUCUAUGCUGAGCAGGGUGGACAGAUCUACGACGAAGGCUACUUCAUUAAAGAAGACGAUGGCGCUGAAGAUAAGACGGAAUUUACGGUGAAAAACGUACAAGUCCGAGGAGGUUACGUGCUCCACGUGGGCACAGUCUAUGGGAGCCUCAAGGUGGGAGAUUUUGUGCGCUUGUUUAUUGAUGAGCCAAGGCGAAGGCCCAUCAUGAGCAACCACACUGCCACCCACAUCCUCAACUUCGCUUUACGUUCUGUGCUGGGCGAAGCCGACCAGCGAGGAUCCUUGGUGGCUCCGGACCGAUUACGGUUUGACUUCACCGCCAAGGGAGCCAUGUCUACCCAGGAAAUCAAGAAAGUGGAAGAGAUUGUUAAUGGAAUGAUUCAAGAAGCCAAGGUUGUGUACGCCAAGGACUGUCCGCUGGCAGAUGCCAAGGCCAUCCAAGGCCUCCGAGCCGUAUUCGAUGAGACUUAUCCUGAUCCUGUACGUGUUGUCUCCAUUGGCAUACCUGUUGAGGACAUGCUGAACGAUCCUUCCAGCGCAGCAGGUGCCGUCACAUCAGUCGAAUUCUGCGGGGGCACGCAUUUGCAGAACUCGAGUCACGCCGGACACUUCGUCAUUGUGUCGGAAGAAGCCAUAGCGAAGGGCAUCCGGAGGAUAGUGGCCGUCACUGGGGCCGAAGCACAGAAGGCUCAGCCUAUCCGGCCAUUGAUGGAGGUUGAUGGGGAUUGCAUCCGGCUUUUGUUCAUCAUGGUUUUGUUUCGUUGCAGAUCACAAAUUCGACCACGAAACGUCUGCAAGAAAACAUCCAAGCUCAGGGGAGCACCGAGAGACCUCACAGUUCAACCCGGGGCUACAAACACUCCCUUCUCUCGGUUUCAGGAAGUUGCCGGCAAAGGGCUGAAGGCCAGCGAGUGGGUGCAGCAGGUCUCCGUGCUGAUGGACGGCAAGGGGGGAGGGAAAGACCUCUCGGCCCAGGCGACGGGCAAAAACACCGAUUGCCUCGAGGAAGCCCUGCAGGUGGCCACCGAAUUUGCCAAGCUGAAGCUCAGUGAGUUGAAGAACUGAAGCCCCACCUGGGAUCAAACUCGGGAAGGAUGUUCCUGGCCUGCAGGCCAAUAGCUUAGAUGUUUUCUUUUAGCCGCAUCGGCUGGAGGACUGGACCCUACGUAGUUGUCCUAUAUUCCUCCGGCAUGAACUCAAGAGAGAGGGUUGGAAAAGUCGAUUAUCUGGAUACUUGGCCAUGAAGCCAGAGCUGUGUUACUUUGAGCCCCAUCUCCUGAGAAUAGCCAUGCCCUCUCAGGACGCCUGAUGGUAAGGAACUGACCCUCCAGUUGUCACAUAAGUGUAUCAUUUUAAUGCCACUGUGCAGUUUAAAGGGAAUUGUGCAAUUUCCUUUUCACCUGUGAUUAAGCACUAAGUUCGGGGUAUUAUAAUGUGAAAAUACGCAGGGAUGAGCCUGACCUGCCAUCAUCGCAUUUCUUCUUUCUAACCGUAGAAACCUCCCUCCCUUCGUUGCUUUAACCUCCGUUAGAACAAGCCUGCCCUACCUCUGAAAAAUUGGGGGUCAGAUAGGGCCAGUGCUGAAUAAAACAAGCAGACUCUUGUGUAUCGCACAGUGGAAAUAA
Notechis scutatus (mainland tiger snake) is the source of this 2558-nucleotide messenger RNA. NCBI's taxonomy places the organism in Eukaryota, Metazoa, Chordata, Lepidosauria, Squamata, Elapidae. The record is from RefSeq and is a predicted model, not a curated record.